AUGGACGCGGAAGAUACAUCCACCCGGAAGAGGAAUGGUCAUGGAGUCGCCGAAGAGAUCGAGAGCUUCCACGACAAUGAGAUUCGUACCGACGAAUUGGAAGUACCGAAGCUGAUUGUUAAUAACCGGGAAGAGUUCGAAGCAAAGUUUGUUCGAAAGCUGGACAUGAGGUUACUGCCCUUGAUGAUGUUGAUUUACGUCUUGAAUUACCUGGAUAGAAACAAUAUCGCAACUGCACGUCUUGGGACUUUGGAGAAAGAUCUUGGGCUCCAUGGCAAUCAAUACAAUACAAUCAUCAGUCUUUUUUUUGUCGGAUAUAUCUUGACUCAAAUUCCGACUAAUAUGAUUCUCAACAAGAUGAGACCAUCCUUAUUUCUGCCAGGUGUUAUGUGUUGCUGGGCCAUUGUCAGUAGCUGCACCGGCGCAGUGCAGGAUUAUCAAGGAUUGCUAGCCUUACGUUUUAUUCUUGGCUUCGUUGAAGCGCCAUUCUUCCCCGGUGCCUUGUUUCUCUUCUCUUCUUGGUAUACUAAGAAAGAGCUUGCUGCCCGCAUCUCUAUCCUCUACGUUGCUGCUCAGAUAUCUGGAGCCUUUGGUGGCCUUCUUGGUAGCGCCAUCAUGUCUGGAAUGGAUGGAAAGGCUGGACUACCAGCAUGGAGAUGGUUAUUUAUAAUAGAGGGGGCCGCGACAAUCCCAGUAGCUCUUUUGGCCAUGAUGACCUUACCAGACUACCCAGCAACUACCAAGUGGCUCACCGACGAGGAACGCAUACUGGCUAUCACUCGCCUAGCAGAGGAUGGAAAUGAGAGCGACCACGAUGAAACGAGCAACAGAUUCGAAGGUCUGAAACUUGCGUUCGGGGAUCCAGUCCUCUACAUCAUCUGGCUUAUGCAGCUGGGACUCAACACCUCCGCCUGCUUUACCAACUUCUUCCCGACCAUUGUCGCGACAUUGGGAUACGGUACUACAGAAACAUUGCUACUAUCUGCACCACCAUACAUCUUUGCCGCAAUUAUAAGUGUGAUCAAUUCUUUACAUAGCGAUCGAGUAAGCGAGCGCUGGCUUCACGUGGUGUGGCCCCAGAUAUUCAGCAGCAUUGGGUUCAUUAUUAGCGCCCUGACACUGAAUGUGGCAGCACGAUAUAUCUCCACUUUCAUGAUGAUGUCAAUUUACGCGUCGUUUGGGUGCAUUCUCUCUUGGGUAUCUACGUCUUUGCCGCGGCCUCGGUCUAAGCGCGCGGUCGCUUAUGCAGUUGUCAAUGCGGGAUCUAAUUUCGCGUCCAUAUACGCUAGCUACUUUUAUCCGUCUUCGCAGGGGCCGAGAUACUGGCAGGCAAACGUGGCGAACGUGGCUUUCUGCGGACUGUGUAUUCUGAUGGCUACCCUUUUGCAUUUUACGCUACGGCGGCGUAAUGGUCGUCUGGACAGGGCUGCAGAUGUAGAUAUUACGGAUGGGCGUGGUCCGAUUGAUCAGGGAUCAGAAUGUCAUCAUUUGGCGAUGCGGUGGAACUGUCAUCCAAAUUAUCGGUACACUACUUGA
This is a messenger RNA of Penicillium longicatenatum, 1536 nucleotides long. RefSeq lists its product as uncharacterized. The transcript has 6 exons. The record is from RefSeq and is a predicted model, not a curated record. Gene Ontology annotation, molecular function: transmembrane transporter activity. Gene Ontology annotation, cellular component: membrane. Gene Ontology annotation, biological process: transmembrane transport. Bases 1 to 1536 code for a protein of 511 amino acids. NCBI's taxonomy places the organism in Eukaryota, Fungi, Ascomycota, Eurotiomycetes, Eurotiales, Aspergillaceae.